UUCCACAAAAGGAACACAACACACAGCUUCUCAAAUCCACACAUAGAGAGAGAAAGAAGAGAGAGAGAGUGUGUGUGUGCUGUCAUUUUGCUGCAAAAGAAUCAUUGAAGUAGAAGUAGAUUCAGACUGUUUGAUACCCAAAAGAAAAAAGAUAAAUCAAAACAUGGGUUAGACAAAGUUGAAUUCCCUUUUGGUUUCUUUCUCAUAAAUACCUUUUCGUUUGAUUUUAGUUUUGCCCCAGAUACUAGCCAUGGCUCUUCCUCUGAAACCUUCUUGAGCCAUACAUAUAUCAAGCUCAAAACCAUCAUCAGGCAGGGUGACAUAUUCCGUUGGUGGUUUGAUCUUUGAAGAAAGUACCUCGUCUUGAAAAUUCUUAAGAUUGUGGAAGCUUCUUCAUGUGUUGAUUAUGGUGACAUAAACUUGAGCAUUCUUAAAGCUUCUUUCUGACCCAUUGCCAUGGGUAAGAAAUUCAAACUUCUGGAGUAGUUAGCAGUCCUGUCUGUGGCACUUGGAAAUUGAAUUUACAGUAUUGGGUGCAUUAUUUGAACAUGAUGUUAAGUGUCUUUCCAGUACUGUGGCAUUACAGUAAAUCCAUGCAUUUAACUGUACAAAUGAGGCUUUGAUUUGAUAAUCAAGGAUGCAGAAACACCAAUAUUCCAUGGAACCUAGAAAUGAAGAAUUCCAUUCUGCACCACAGUUGGUCCCGCAAGACCUUCGGGAUAGCAUUCUCAAUGCACGACCUCCUCCGGCGUAUAAUGUGUCAGAAAAUAAACCUGUUAAUUACUCCAUACAAACUGGUGAGGAAUUUGCUCUCGAGUUUAUGAGAGACAGGGUGAAUCUCAGGAAGCCUUCCUUUCCAAAUGUUGUGGAUGAUCCCAAUUAUUCCACAGGCUAUAUGGAGUUGAAAGGCAUUUUAGGCCAUACAGGAUCUGAAAGUGGAUCAGAUAUUUCUGUGAUGACAAAGGUUGAAAAGGGUCCAAAAGAGCUUGACAGAAGAAACUCUUCUCAACAUCAGGACAGAAGUAAUUAUGGUUCAGCUCGAUCAAUUCCUAGAACUUCAUCUAAUCAAGACAAUUACCGAGUCCUUCAUGGUACUGCCUCUUCCAUUGCUUCUGAAAGCGCAUCAAUGAAGAUGAAGGUUCUAUGCAGCUUUGGGGGUGGAAUAUUGCCACGGCCUAGUGAUGGAAAGCUUAGAUAUGUUGGCGGUGACACACGUAUUAUUAGUAUUAGAAGGGACAUACGUUUUCAGGAGCUUAUGCAGAAAGCAUCAUCAAUCUAUAGUGAAGUUCAUGUGAUAAAGUAUCAGCUCCCUGGAGAAGAUCUUGAUGCAUUAGUUUCAGUAUCUUCUGAUGAGGAUCUGCGGAAUAUGAUGGAGGAAUGUCAUGAUCUACAAGGCGGAAGAGGAUCAUCAAAGCUUAGGAUGUUUCUGUUCUCUAUAAAUGAUUUGGAUGAUACUCAGUUUGGUCUUGGAAGCAUUGAUGGUGAUUCCGAAACCCAGUAUUUAGUUGCUGUUAACGGGAUGGACGUGGGUUCAAGAAACAACUCGAUCCUUCGUGGUGAAAACGGCUCUACUAAUAACCUACAUGAAUUGAAUGGACAAAAUAAUGAGAGGGAGACCAACAGACGUCUGAUAGACUCAUUUGGUGUUAACACUUCUUCCUUGACUGAUAAUGUUAAAUCAUCAUUGACUAUUCAGUCUUCACAACCAAUGCUUCCGCCCUCCUCUAAUGCUUAUGAAACCCAUCCAUUGUUUUAUGAUGACCCUGUCAUUCACCAUGGGGAAGCUGGUCAAUAUCCACUUCAUCAUGGUCAUGAUCCUUCUAACAUCUCCGCUCGCAAUCUUAGAGAGGUUCCAGUUUCUAUGCCCACUCAUGGUCUUGUUAACCAAGGAAUCAUCAAUGAUGGACAAGCAUUCAGUGAGUUGCAGGUACAAAUUUCAGAUGUGCCAGCAACAAUGGUGAGAAAAAAGGGUGAUAAUUUCAUUCAUACAGGCAAUGACCCAGGAAAAGUUUUUCCCUUGGAAUCACCAUAUCCUGUUCCUUUGCAGCCAUUUGAGGGCAAUUUGCAUGGUAAUUUAUCAGAGGCAUCAGUUACAGCUGCUAUAUCAGAAGGGCAUCAUCCUGCACUGCCAUCAAAGAACAAGGGUAAGCACCAGCAGUCUGAAGAUGCCUCUUCAUUAAUUAGUAGUAUGAAUCCCACGCAGACUCCUAAGUCUGGUGAAGAUGACUUCUAUACUACACCCACUGAUGCAUUCAGCCGUGCUCAUGUUGAUGCCGAGUCCAAUGUGAUUGAUUUCAGUUACCUUGAACCACCUGCACUUCCCAACAGAGUCUAUUAUUCAGAGAGAAUUCCAAGGGAGCAGGCAGAUUUGCUGAACCGAUCUACAAAGUCAGAUGAUGCUUAUGGUUCUAACUUACUCAUGUCAGAUUUGCUUUCUGACUUCAACCAGAACAAUUCAAUUACAGAAUCCAGUGACAUAUUGCACAAUGACAUGUCAAAUCUGAACAUUGUGUCCAGCUCAGCAGCAAGGCCCUUGCAUGCAGAUGGCCAUACCAUUGAUGAUGGAUUUGCCCAACUGCCGACAUACAAACAGUUGCCUGAUGCAACAAGUAAGGUGACUUCAAAGUUAUCACAGCAUGUGGAUUCUGAGUUGAAGCAAGUGUUGGCAGACAACAAAGUUUCUAGAAAUGAGGAUCGGGUCCUUAGUUCUGAAAACGAAAACAAUCGCUCCAAAGACAACCAUAAUAUUCUCUUAGUUGAUGAAGUCAAAGGUACUGAACAUCUUGCAUUUCAUCGGGUUCCUUCUGUUGAAUACAAUCAAAAUCUAGCACCUAAACUUCCUGACCUCAAUUUGGCUGAGAUUUCUACCAAGGAAUCUGAUAGUGAUACUAAGGUCCAAUCUCAGCCCUUUCCUUUAAAUGGAAACAAAGGUCAAGAUGUUUCUCAAGAUUUCCCCCCAGAAGCUAAAUCUAGACCUACUCAGGGUGACAUUCUGAUUGAUAUUGAAGAUAGGUUUCCCCGUGAUUUCCUUUAUGAUAUGUUCUCCAAAGCAGUACAUACUGAAGAUUCCUCGAGCAUUGGUCCAUUACCAACAGAUAGAGCAGGUUUGAGCUUAAACAUGGACAAUCAUGAGCCUAAAAGUUGGUCAUAUUUUCAGAACUUGGCCCAAGAGGGGUUUGAUAAUGUUUCUCUAAUUGAUCAGGAUAAUCUCGGUUUCUCAUCUGCUGUGAGAAAAGUACAAGAGAGGGAUAGUAAAUCUCAGCAAUCUGCUCCUCUACCAGCAGAUGGUAUUUUGGCAGGAACCAAGGAAUCCCACCUAAAUUUUGGUGAAGAAAAUCAGAAAAAUGUACCUGUAACAACUAAAGCAGAAGCCACUGUUUUUCUCCAAAAGUAUGAGCAUUCCCAACCACAGGGCAAUGAAAAUAAGAAUAUGGAUGCCAUGAUGGAAAACAUAAGACCACAGGAAUCUGAAUACCAGGAUGGCAUGAAUGAAACAAGGAAUGUGGGUGUAGCAGGGGAUUUUGACACCAGUACUGUACAGUUCAUAAAGAAUGAAGAUCUUGAAGAACUGCGAGAGUUGGGUUCUGGUACCUUUGGUACUGUGUACCAUGGAAAAUGGAGGGGAUCAGAUGUUGCAAUUAAAAGAAUAAAGAAAAGCUGCUUUGCUGGUCGAUCUUCAGAACAAGAGAGACUGACCAUAGAGUUCUGGCGGGAAGCUGACAUACUUUCCAAGCUUCACCAUCCAAAUGUGGUGGCCUUUUAUGGUGUAGUUCAGGAUGGACCAGGAGCAACGUUGGCGACUGUUACCGAGUACAUGGUGGAUGGUUCUCUUAGGAAUGUUUUGCUUCGUAAGGAUAGGUAUCUUGAUCGCCGCAAGAGGCUGAUAAUUGCCAUGGAUGCAGCUUUUGGAAUGGAAUAUUUACACUCAAAAAAUAUUGUGCAUUUUGACUUGAAAUGUGACAAUUUGCUUGUGAACUUGAAGGAUCCUAUUCGGCCAAUAUGCAAGGUUGGCGAUUUUGGUCUAUCAAAGAUUAAGCGAAAUACAUUGGUGUCUGGUGGUGUGCGCGGAACUUUACCUUGGAUGGCACCGGAGUUGCUAAAUGGUAGCAGCAAUAAGGUCUCAGAAAAGGUUGAUGUGUUCUCUUUUGGCAUUGUCUUAUGGGAGAUCCUUACUGGUGAUGAGCCAUAUGCAAAUAUGCACUAUGGUGCAAUCAUAGGAGGCAUUGUGAAUAACACCUUAAGACCUACAAUCCCCAAUUAUUGUGAUCUAGAGUGGAAAACAUUAAUGGAGCAGUGUUGGGCACCAAAUCCUUCAGUCAGGCCAUCUUUCACAGAGAUUGCUCGCCGCUUGCGUGUGAUGUCAGCAGCUGCUAGUCAGAUGAAAGGGCAGGGCCACAAGGCAUCUAAAUGAAGUCUCAUUGCCACAAAUUGUUCAUUCAUUUGUGCUCCAAAAAAGCUAUAUGUUACUGCUAUAUAAGGGCUAACAACAAUUGUUUGUAUUGUAGUUUUCUGGUCCUGCUCUUUUUGUUGUUGAUUGUGAAUAUGUGUACAUGUGUGUGAAACCACAUAUAUAGGCUGUGCAAGUUAACAUUUGGACUUGAUGCUAUUCCACAGUGAAUUUUGUUUGGAAUGUCAGUUCCCUCCUUUUACUUUCUCA
Cajanus cajan (pigeon pea) is the source of this 4657-nucleotide messenger RNA. Lineage: Eukaryota; Viridiplantae; Streptophyta; Magnoliopsida; Fabales; Fabaceae. The record is from RefSeq and is a predicted model, not a curated record.